Sphaeroforma arctica JP610 is the source of this 2655-nucleotide messenger RNA. RefSeq lists its product as hypothetical. The record is from RefSeq and is a predicted model, not a curated record. The coding region runs from base 91 to 2499 and encodes 802 amino acids. The transcript is spliced from 18 exons. NCBI's taxonomy places the organism in Eukaryota, Ichthyosporea, Ichthyophonida.
UGGUAAAUAUUUAAAUGUGAAUAGGGUACAGCAAAAGAUUCAGGUCAUAAAGAUAGUUUUGGAUCGCACCUCAUACCAUUAAAUCUGACGAUGGUUGCCGCUCUAUGCUCUAGAAGAAGGCUGCUUUCAGCAGGUCUGGUGUGCGCCGUAGUCAUAGUUAUCCAGUUUGAUACCUCCAGUAGCAAUUAUGGCUUUCAAGACGUCAUCGGUCAGGCAUCAGGGAUGAAAGGGCCACUACUCGGUACAUUAGUAGAUGAUCCCAACGAACACGGGGUCGCUGAAUUAUCGCGAAUACAAGCGGAAAUUGAGGCGCCGAAAAGCGACAACCGUUCCUCACAACCCGCAAAAAUCACUGAGCAGAAGCCAGCAAAGUUGGAGAGCUUGGAGAUUGAUAAAUCCAAGACAGAGAGCACGGCUAGCAUCACCAGCAAGGACUAUGUGAUGCCAGAGCUUGAUUAUGAUGCUCAAAAGUUGCUUGAUCUCUUUGAUGGAGUAUUCGAAGGAGACAAUAACUUCGGAUUAGUCAAACCAGCAAAUUCUGCAAAGUGUGACGUGCAGCUGAGAGUGGACCCCGACAAAACGGACUACAACAUUGAAAUCAAAGUUGGCCAACCAUGCGAAGUGACCGAAGUACUACUUAGGCGCGUGGAUGGACAGGCGAUUAAAGCUGCAACCAUCGGCACAUUGAAGGCCGAUGCGAUGCUUGUACCCGGUACAACAAAUCCAGGAAAAUACGAGAAGACUGAUAGUGUCAGUGGUGAUGUCAAAAAGAGACCGCUCCACUUUAGGUCGAACAAAAAUCUUUCUGCCUACGAGGCCUACGUUGUACUUGACGAUAGUAGCAAUUUCUAUGAGGUCACUUUCCCGGGCUCGUCAAUACGCUUGGCCAAUCCAGAGGAUGCAAAAAUUGUGUAUGAAAACGCACAUCUCGACGUCUCGGAACAAGAUCGAUCAGAAAUACCGAAACGACCAGUUUGCAAGGGAGACAAAUAUGAUGGCUGCCGUCGACACUUAAUUCGCAAUGUACCUAUGGCAUGGGAUUAUGCUGUGUAUCCUCUGGGGAAUUGUAAUGAUCCGUUACAAGGCGAUGAAUUCGAGUAUACAGCUUACGAUGGGAGCAGGGAUCUCUUCAUAGUGAAAGCUCAUCCAGAGGCAAUCAUGCAUUUCGGCACGAAGGCCAUACACUCAAGCUAUUUCAAAGCCCGGCUGAAUGACUUGACGACAAGCGGGACAGUAAAGUCAACCAGAAAGGGUGCUCCAUCUAUGGGUUACAAGUGGGACAGCGAUUUGGAUGGAUUUGUUAUAUCUGUUGAGCACACUGUUCCGGGAAAUUUCAAGUUAGAGGUCGAGCUCGAAUGGUACUAUGGUCUGAAUGAGAUCGGCAACAGCCAAGUGCCUUGGAAUAUGGGUCGCUACGAUGGUUUUGGAUACUCAGUCUGCCAACGAUCUAGGGCUCGCGUCGGACUCCUCGAGCCCACAGCUGAGAUUGUAAUCAAAGGUGACAAGAAGUAUGCGACUAGAAAAUGUGGACGAGAAGAUGGCCCUGACUUUAUAGGGCACUGGCUAACUAAGAAAGAAAAAGGCUGUGAUGAGGAGUGUACGGGUAUAGGUGCUCUUACAGAUGACUACCUCUCACUUCAUAAUGAUGGUAGCGGACGAAGUGUGAUGUUUGUCCCAGAUAACUGUCGACCGCACAUCUACACAGACAAAAAUAUCCUACAAUGCGCAAGAGAGAAGAAAAUAUCAUGGUUGGCAGUGAUGGGAGACAGUACCAUACGCGAGGUAGCGUCCAUGCUUCUAACCAAGUUCCCCCCCCAUGAUAGUGCGGGAAAAUUCAGCACUGUGAAAAUGCCUGUAUUCUACGACGAGACCAAUAAAAACCUCGGAUCCUUCACGAUUGCGUUUGAAGCGCCGAGUUCUUUCAUCGAUAUGUGCAACGAUGGAAUGGAUAAUAUCGAAAAGGAAUUUAUUCGAAAUUUUCCGAAAGAAGCAAAGCUGAUGGAUGAUCGAUUCAAUCUCAGAUUAACGAACGAGAGUGAAGCCAGGCCCGAAAUUUUUAUCACGAACAGCGCAGUCGCUUACUCUGCCUGGAAACUUCGGUUUCCCGAAUAUAUCAAAUUUAUGUAUAACAUUGCGAACUACUUCAAGGAAGCAUUUCAGGCGGAACGCGAAGGACUACCCCCGCUCAGGAUAAUUUGGUUUAUUGCUGUCGAACAUCCAGAUCGUGCUCAUCCUGGUACGAUAAACGUUAAUUCUCAACGUAUUCGAUGGCAGAAUGAGGUUGCCGUUCAUAUACUGAAGGAAGUGCUUGGAGAGCGAAUUGAAUUUUUCAAUGGCUUCCACGUUCUGGAAGGUGAAUGGAAAUAUACCUGGGACGGUCUACAUGCACUGAGGACGGGUACUUCUCAGUGGCAUGGUAUAGAAGCGAACGUCGUGAUACAGAUGUUAUUGAACAUGGUUUUCGACGAUUGCAAAGGCACAGAUGAAGGUGAGGGCUAGACCCGGUGACGAUUGGCUGAUCUCGCUGUAAAUUUCGAAGCUGGGUCGAUCUUGUGAGAUCCUUCACGGUUGCGUGGCAGAUACUAUUCAUGCAUAUCGUAAUAAACUAGACUAGGAAUCAUAGCCUAGAUAUCUUGCGCCAUGGCUGGUCUCAAG